Molecule: messenger RNA, 720 nt
Organism: Pelecanus crispus (Dalmatian pelican)
Lineage: Eukaryota; Metazoa; Chordata; Aves; Pelecaniformes; Pelecanidae
Source: RefSeq, a predicted model, not a curated record
AACAAGCUCCAGAGCCACCUGGAGCCACUGAAGAAGAAGCUGGACGCGGUCCUGAAGCAGAAAUCCAAUGAGGAGGAGAAAAUCACGGAGCUGAGGGAUAAAAUGAAGCUGGAGAUCAAAGAAUUCGAGUCGGACUUCGAGGUGCUGCACCAGUUCCUCAUCGGGGAGCAGGUCCUGCUCUUACACCAGCUGGAAGAACGCUACGAGAGCUUGUUGGCCCGUCAGAGCAGCAACAUCAGCCAGCUGGAAGAGCAGAGCGCUGCCCUCAGCCGGCUCAUCGCCGAGGCGGAGGAUAAGAGCAAACAAGACGGGCUGCAACUUCUCAAGGACAUCAAAGGCACUUUUAUCAGAUGCGAGAACAUCAAAUUCCAGGAGCCCGAGAUGGUGCCGGUGGACGUGGGGAAAAAAUUUCGCAACUACUUUCUGCAGGACGUGGUGAUGAGGAAGAUGGAGAAAGUCUUCAGUAAAGUCCCUCAAGGGUGCGUGGGCACCAACGGGAAGAAGUACCAGGCGUUGACGGCCACCGAGCAGACGGCCCUGUCGCCCAGCGAACGGCCCCGGCGCUUCGGCGUCUACCUGGACUACGAGCGGGGCCAACUCUGCUUCUACAAUGCCGAGAGCAUGACCCACAUCCACACCUUCAACGCCUCCUUCCACGAGCGCAUUUUCCCCUUCUUCCGCAUUUUAGCCAAGGGCACCCGCAUCAAAAUUUGUGCCUGA